This is a messenger RNA of Durusdinium trenchii, 870 nucleotides long. The record is from the annotation of a GenBank genome assembly. Lineage: Eukaryota; Dinophyceae; Suessiales; Symbiodiniaceae.
AUGGAGCCUCGCUUCCCAGAGAGUUUGAAGGGUUUCCCAGCUGCUGAAUCUAUGAGAGAGAUGCAGCUGCAGGGUCUGGUGCCCGACACUCACCGCUUCCUGCGGCUCCUGGCCAAGUUGGGCAACGCCUUGAGUGGACCGAGCUCCGUCGAGGACUCGGCGGGUCGCCUCUUCGCGGCCAUCGGUUGGAUGGAGCAGGUCAGCGACUGGGCGAGUCGCCUUUGGGGGUCGACUUUGAACGUGGCCCGCGCCUAUUGCUCGGCGGUGUGCAUCUUCCAUCGGAGGGGCUUUCCGGAGCUGUGCCUGCGUGCCCUCGAAGAGCUGCGACAAAGGGGUCUGGAAGUGCCGAUCUGCAUCUUGGCCCUUGCGGUGGAUGUUUGUUUGCAAGAUGGGCGCUACCUGCAAGCCAAAGAGCUUUAUGUCGAGGCCCAGCAGAGCUUGAGCCAAAAGCUCGAAGCAAGAGCUGGCGAUGCGUGGAUGACUGGGGAUGACAUCGAGAACACCAACGAGGAUUAUGAUUUGGACGACGCGCACGACGUUCAGCAGGAAGAUGAGCCUGCCGUCAAAGGGCUCCAUGCGACAGCGAACGGGAAGGCGAACGCGGUGGAGGAGGAGACCUCGCUGCGCACCGAUGGGAUGCCCAGCUGGCUGAGCCCUCGUGAGGGCCACUGGAUCGCGCUUUUGGCGUGCCAUGUCACAGUGCUCAAUCACUUGGCGCCUUUGCCACCAAGUCAUUGGAUGGACACCUGGUUUUUCACCGUCGGACCUUGCAAACGCAUGGAACGCCGCCGUGCAGCCCUGGGACUCAGUGCCCUGGACGUGCUCCGAGACGCACUUUCACUGGUGCAGACACUGGGAACGCAGCUCUGA